This is a messenger RNA of Prunus avium (sweet cherry), 1026 nucleotides long. The record is from RefSeq and is a predicted model, not a curated record. Lineage: Eukaryota; Viridiplantae; Streptophyta; Magnoliopsida; Rosales; Rosaceae.
AUGGAAGACGAGCACCCCCUCUCACCUCCAGCAGCCCCACCUCAUCACCCUCCCCAAGACAACGACAACAACAACAAAAGCCCUGACUCAACCACCGCCUCCACCGCCACAACGCCAACAGAAACCAACAACAAAAAGUGCAAGGGCAAGGGAGGCCCCGACAACAACAAGUUCAGGUACCGCGGCGUGCGCCAGCGCAGUUGGGGGAAAUGGGUGGCCGAGAUCCGCGAACCUCGUAAGCGGACGCGGAAGUGGCUUGGCACCUUCGCUACAGCCGAGGACGCCGCCCGGGCCUACGACCGGGCCGCCAUCAUCCUCUACGGUUCCAGGGCCCAGCUCAACCUCCAGCCCUCCGGUUCCAACUCUCAAUCGUCCACGCGUGGCUCCUCUUCCUCAUCCUCCUCCUGUAACUCCUCCACCCAAACCCUAAGACCUCUGCUUCCUCGCCCCUCAGGGUUCGGCCUUACCCUCCCUUUCCCCUCAUCCGCCCACCCGGUCCCGCUCAUGGCAUCAGGGUUCGUUCCGUAUGGUGUUGGUGUCGGAGUUUACCCUAGCGUUGCUGCUGCUGCUACAUCGUCCGUACAGCUGAGUCAGCAUCAUCCUCAUCAUAUUAAUAUGAGAGACCAAGAUAAUCUUCAAAAUAAUCCAUUAUUGCACCAACAACAACAACAGCAGCAGCAGCAGCAUCUUGUGGUGCAACAAUUUCAUCAUCAGUACCCGGUAUCUGGCGGUGGCGGUGGUGACACGUCAACCUCAUAUCAAAAUACAAACCCUAGCCAUGAUCAAAACAAACAACUACUUCAUCAUACUCAAAACAAUCAGGCCGAUUCUUGUUCGUUCGAUGACGGGAAUUCGAUUAUGGGCUCCGGGUUGUCUCUGUCGUCUUCGCAACCCAUGCCCGUUGCACCGGGGUGCUCGGAUCCGAUGGGCGGAGUGGGACCCAUGUCUAGUGAUAAAGUGGUGAUAAAGGGUCUUUGGGACUAUGGUGAUCCUUUCUUUUUGGAUUUUAAAGGAUUUGAUUCCUGA